Molecule: messenger RNA, 994 nt
Organism: Strongylus vulgaris
Lineage: Eukaryota; Metazoa; Nematoda; Chromadorea; Rhabditida; Strongylidae
Source: the annotation of a GenBank genome assembly
UUAGAUUUAUGGCCUUGCAGGUGCAUAUUGGAUUCUUUAGGAUACUGCUGUUACGGGAACUAGUGCUGCAGUGCAGGAUGAGAGUUUUGAACGAGAAGAGCUGGAUUAUGAAGAGGAUGACGAUGAGGAACACAAAGAGGAGCGCACCGGAAGAUUCACUUCGGAGAGAAAACCUGCUGAUGCGACUCCUCCAACUACCAACAUAGAUAAAGUGGAAGGACGACGUCAAGGUGGUGGUGAGAAUCGAAACCAUAACAAUAAUCAGAAACAAUGGCGUAACGGCGGUGGACGAGGCAAUGGUCGCGGUCGUGGCAAUAAUGGCCAUCGCUACAGAGGCGGUUCGAAUAUGCAGUAUGGUGGCCCGAUGCGAGUGCAACAAGGGCAAGGCAUUGUAAGUGGGCCAACUCCACUUCUUUCACUGAAUACACAAGGUCUAUAUCCGCCUCCUGGAGGAAAAAUCCUUAUCAAUCCUAAUUUCCGAGGCCCAGUGCCAUCUGGUCCAGGACCGAUAGAGCGACAAAGACGCUUUCCAGGCGGUCCAGCGAGUGUGCUACCCCUUGUAGGUGCACCAUCUGUACUACCAACGAUUGUGCCUGGUCAAGGUCCCAUAAUUCCUCGUCUUCCUAAUGGAAUUCCUUUGACAGGCCUCCCAUCAAAUCAUGGAGCCGCCGGGUUUGGUCCCCCUCCAUCAAAUCGUCCACAGAUGCCACCCCCAAUAAUGCCUGGGAUGAAUGCUGGCAUCAGCAGACCUGCUCCAGUCGGACAGUGGGAUCAAGCGGUAGAGGCGUUUCUCAGCGGCUCUACCCAAAGACAACGCAGCCCCCCUCACGAUCGCGAUCUCCUCGUCGUAGACGGGAAAAUAGAGGAGGAAAUAAUAGACAAAGAAAUCAAAGAGAACGUGGAGGUCGAGGAGGAAACAAUUUCCGAGGUCGCGCUGGACAGAAUCGACGUGAUGUUCCAAGAAGAGACACAAACAGGGAUAAUAAGCAGGUGA